This is a messenger RNA of Volvox carteri f. nagariensis, 441 nucleotides long. RefSeq lists its product as uncharacterized. The transcript has a single exon. Bases 1 to 441 code for a protein of 146 amino acids. The record is from RefSeq and is a predicted model, not a curated record. Lineage: Eukaryota; Viridiplantae; Chlorophyta; Chlorophyceae; Chlamydomonadales; Volvocaceae.
AUGAACCCUGACGAACAAACCAAUUUCUCUGCAUGUGUAACCUAUUCUGCUGCACUCAUCUGUGUUGCCGCGCACGUCUUGCUUAUCAUGCUGAGAGCCACACGCUGCUUGCUGGCCGACAUCUACUAUCGCAGCAUCUCAAAGGACCAGGGGACCCUGCAGAGGGCCGUGAGGAACAUGGGCCGUGAAGUUGAGGCGGCGGCGCCUUCUUAUGGCACGCAGACAGGAACCGACUGCGCUUAUGUCUUCGUCUGUCCUGUUAGGUGUCAACAAAAUCGAGAGUACAGCAGCUUGAUAAGCACAAUACAGUCCACCAACGUCCUAUCGGGGGUUGAACCGCAUACUUCAUCACGUAUGGAUUUCCGCGCGUUGGUAAUGGCCGUGUUUGUAGUCCUCCGCGUCGGCAAGGACAAGGAAAAAUGCAAACAAGCCCUCGCCUGA